Messenger RNA from Acaulospora morrowiae, 1449 nucleotides. Lineage: Eukaryota; Fungi; Glomeromycota; Glomeromycetes; Diversisporales; Acaulosporaceae. The record is from the annotation of a GenBank genome assembly.
AUGAAUUUACAAACAUCAAAAUUUUUGAUAAAACUGUCUAAAGACUAUGUAAACCUGUUUGAAACCGGGGAAUUUCAUGAUACCCUAAUCUGCGCGGGCCUAGAACCCAAUUAUCAAGAGUUUAAAGCACAUUCGCUUAUUUUAAGAAGUCGAUCACAAUAUUUUAAAAACGUUUUAUCAAGUGAAUGCGUGAAAACUAAAGGGAAUUUAGUGAUUUUUAGUAAAUCCAAUAUUUCUCCCGAGAUAUUUAAAAUUAUUCUCAAUUAUUUAUACGGUGGAAUAAUUGUCCCAGCAGAGCACGAAGUACCAGUUAUUCUUGAACUUCUUAGGGCCACCGAUGAAUUAAGCAUCGAUGAUUUAUCAGAAUUCAUUCAAGAUUACCUUUCCAGCAAUCCAUGGAUAUUGAUGCCGUUUUUCGCAAUUGUUCAUCGGUUUGCAUCCAAAGAAAGCAAGUAUUCCAAAAUACGGAAAUGCGUUCUAGAAUUACUCAAAGAAAAUCCUGCAACAAUAUUUGAUUCGAUUGAUUAUACAUCGCUGGAUCAAGAGGCCUUGUUGGUUCUUUUUAAGAGUCAUAAUUUCCUAUUAAAACCUGUAGUCUUGUGGAAAAAUCUUAUUGAAUGGGGGAUCGCAAAGAUACAUCGAGCUUCCGAUGAUUUAUCGGUCUGGAAAUUAGAAGACUUUCAUUCUUUGGGGAUUGUAUUGAAUCCGUUCAUUCCAUUUAUUAAGUUCAUGGACAUGAGUUUAGAAGAUUUUUCAAAGGAAGUGACUCCUUGGAGACAAUCCUUGGAAUAUGAAAGUCAAGGAUUGUAUUCAAUCAUAGAACAAUAUCUUCUUAAUCCAUCGAAGAUUCAGGAAAACAAAUUAUUGCAAAAUCCAUACGAUUAUGUAAAUUCAAUUCUCAUGACACCCAAUGACGCAAAGAUAAUAGCAGAAUGGAUUAACAACGCAAAGGCACAAAACGACACGAGGACACAAACACCAAUUAACACAUACAAGUUUAAUUUAAUUUUCAGAGGAAGCGAACAUGGUUUUACGCCAGAAUUAUUUCACAAACAUUGCGAUGAGAAAGGACCCACGUUAACCCUUUUGCGAGUCGAAAGUACCGGGGAAAUUCUCGGUGGAUUCAACCCUCUUAGUUGGCACUCUAAUGUAAUAUGUAAUUAUAGUCCAACAACUCAAAGUUUUAUUUUUACACUUGGAGACAAAGCGUUUUAUUACAAUCCUGUGGUGAGCGAGAUCGAGGAUUACUCUAAGGCAAUUUACCAGAGCGAGUUUUACGGUCCUUGCUUCGGUGGCGGCGAGUCAGAUUUAAGGUUGUUUGGUGAUAAUUUCAAGGACGAAGAUAAAUGCAGGUGCAUCAAAAAUAGUUACAAGAAGAAGAUUAGGGAGAGUGAAGAGAUGUUCCAUGUUGACGAACUAGAAGUGUUUCAGGUCUUAUUGAUGAGCUAG